AUGAAUUACAUUUUGAGCAAGAACUUGCUAAUCUUGUUCCUACUUUCAUGUGUCGGUGCUCGAGCGUGUUUUCUUGAUAGGCCAGUUACAGUUACGGUUACUGAUUCUCUUCCUCAAGAUUCUCCGUCGUUGAGAUUGCACUGUGCGUCCGGCGACAAUGAUCUCGGUUAUCACACUCUUACUAACGGGCAGAAUUUUCACUUCAAAUUCUGCGCCUUCGAGACGACUCUCUUCUUUUGCCAUCUCUGGUGGAACGGCAAAGACCUCGCUUUCGAUGUCUUUAAGAAUAACUCGAAUCGCGAUAAAUGUCCCCAUAGACAUUGCAAUUGGGAAGCAAAAGCCGAUGGCAUAUAUCUCAAUGGCAUGCAAAAGUAUAGAUGGUAA
This is a messenger RNA of Striga hermonthica, 384 nucleotides long. NCBI's taxonomy places the organism in Eukaryota, Viridiplantae, Streptophyta, Magnoliopsida, Lamiales, Orobanchaceae. The record is from the annotation of a GenBank genome assembly.